Messenger RNA from Letharia lupina, 882 nucleotides. RefSeq lists its product as uncharacterized. The transcript has 3 exons. The coding region runs from base 1 to 882 and encodes 293 amino acids. NCBI's taxonomy places the organism in Eukaryota, Fungi, Ascomycota, Lecanoromycetes, Lecanorales, Parmeliaceae. The record is from RefSeq and is a predicted model, not a curated record.
AUGAGUGCAAUCGCAGAGAGCUCGGACGGUCCUAUUGAGGUGAUCCAAGUUCUCAUUGUCUUGCAUCCUUCCUUUGGAGCUCAAGAGCUCUGCGGUCCUCUUGAGGUUCUUAGCAAUGCCUACCACAAGCUCAACGACCCUGGAUCCAAGGCUUUCGAAUGCACCAUUGCAGCCGCCUCUCCGGGGGUUACAUCAUCUUCAGGUCUUACCGUCAAAGCCGAUAUUAACUUCGAAGACGCUCACGAGGAUCUGAAAGAAUACGACGUCCUGAUCGUUCCAGGCGGUGUAGGCGUAGAUGACGUGCUCAAGAAAGAGGCUGAGCCGAUCAAGCUCAUCCAGGAUUUCGCCAAGCUCCAACAGACCGACCCUAGCAAGGAGCGUACCCUUAUGUCCAUCGGUACUGGCUCUCUCAUCCUCGCCCACGCAGGCCUCCUGCAAGGCCUCGCUGCCACCACUCACCCAGACUACUACACCAAGAUGGAGAUCAUCUGCAAAGAAGCUGCCAGACGUGGAGAUCUUGAGCAAACGGACGUCAUGGAAGAGAACUACGUCGUUAAUAAUGCACGGUUUGAUCUUGGCGAGAAGCUCGAGGAGAACCCGUUUGUGCUUAACAAGAGGCCUGACGGUAGGAGGAAAUCAAUUGCGCGCAAGGGUAGCAAUGCUUGGAAGGAAUCAGUCAAGCGUCGGGAAUCCAAUGCACGGAGGGCGUCGCUAAGGCUAGGGGGCCUGCGAGUUAUCACGAGUGGGGGAGUGACCAGUGGCUUGGAUGCGAGCUUGUAUCUUGUGGCGGCUAUGGUUUCACACGAGUCGGCUCAAGAGGUGGCAAGGGUGUUACAGUAUAGCUGGAACAAGGGUAUCACCGUCGACGGUAUCGACGUUUAG